AGGCGGCACAGUGACGACCGAUCCCGCUAUGGAAUACUCAAAUUGAUAUUUCCAUUUCAGUGUAUUAUAUAUUCGGCAUGCUGCGCCGUGGCGGCAGAGGAUAGCCGAGUGAAGGAAGGCACCAUGCAAGAGGGCGACAUGAGACCAGGACGACGAGGACAGUUUGACACUCCAAACGUGUGAGCUGCAAGAUGGCACAGCAGCUGUGCCUUUGACGGCGAUCAAGCAUCCUUCCCACGUCGACAUCGUCUGAUUAAGCGGCAUCAUGGCUUUUUGCAAUGAAAGCCUGCUGGAGGGCUGCGACCUGAUGGAGCCGGAUGACGUCGUUGAAACCACAAAGAGCACCCCGUCCGACCCGGGGGCGCCUCUCAUUUCGGUCACGUUGCGCGUGACUCUGGCCGCCGUAAUGAUCUUCAUGAUCACCAUCGGAUUCCUGGGUAACUCCAUUGUGUGCUUGAUCGUCUACCAGAAGCCGGCCAUGCGGUCCGCCAUCAACCUCCUCCUCGCCACGCUGGCCUUCUCGGACAUCAUGCUAUCGCUCCUGUGCAUGCCCUUCACCGCCGUCACGCUAGGGAGCGGCGACUGGAGUUUCGGGAGAGGAUUCUGCCGCACCUCCAUCAUGCUUUACUGGCUCUUUGUCUUGGAGGGCGUGUCCAUACUCCUCAUCAUCAGCGUGGACCGCUUUCUCAUCAUCGUACAGCGCCAGGACAAGUUGACGCCGCACAGAGCAAAGGUCUUGAUUGCAGGUUCGUGGUUGUUAAGUUUAUGCAUCUCUUUACCGUCCGUCGUGGGCUGGAGGACAGGCGCAGCAGACAUAGGGGAUGCCUGGGCGCCGCAGUGCGUGCUGGGUUACAGUGAGUCCGUGGCCGACCGGGCCUAUGCCAUCCUCUUGGCGGUUGCGGUCUUCUUCGCCCCCUUUUCCGUCAUGCUCUACUCUUACUUGUGCAUCCUUAGCACAGUUCGCCACAACACCCUACGCGUCCACAGCCACGCCAGCGAGCACUCCUGCCUGCCGGCCCUCAACCAAGUCAGCAAACGGAGGCUCAUCGGGCUGCAGAGACACCCCCACAUUAAAGUGGACAUGAGCUUCAAAACCAGGGCCUUCACCACCAUCCUCAUCCUGUUCGUGGGCUUCUCAGCAUGCUGGCUGCCAUACACCGUGGUGAGCCUGCUGGCCGUCUUCAGCCGCCGCUUCUACUACAGCCCGGCCUUCUACCCCAUCAGCAUAGGCGCCCUGUGGCUCAGCUACCUGAAGACGGUUUUCAAUCCCAUCAUCUACUGCUGGAGGAUCCGAAAGUUCCGGGAGGCGUGUCAGGAAUUUGUCCCGAAAAGCUGCCGUCUGUGUCCAAAAGUGGUGGGACGGAGCCGAAGGAGGGUGCGACCAAGCAACAUUUACGUCUGCAGCGAGACGCAGUCGGCAGUGUGAAACACGCAAAAUGUCUACUUUUUAUGGUUAAUCUGAUUAUCAACAACAACUACAUACAAAUUUACCCCCUCUUGCUUGGGAUUUUUACAUCAUCUGUGUUGGUUUUCACUACGGACAUGUUGACUAUUUUUUUACAGCGAAAACGUGUUAAGACGCCUCUGCUGGUUGCAGCCAAGUAGCCAACUCCAUUUAAAGGCCAUCAAUUAACAAUCAAUAUCACACAAUUGACGGAAUUGUUAACAGUUGAAUAAUUAAUUUAUUUUUUACUAGUAAUGUUGUGGUUGAAAAUGUCUAUCUUAAAUGUUACGAACCCCUGUUUCCAUGCCACCAGUGUAUCGAACAGAAUAAUGUUGCAAUAACGAAGGCUAUAGUUUAGCUUUCGACAGCUAACAUGUUGACAUUUUAUUUAGAGCAGAAACGUGUUAAGACUUAAUCAACAGCGCCUCUGCUGGUUGCACACUCCAUUUAAAGGGGAACUGCACUUUUUUAUUUUUAUUUUGCCUAUCGUUCACAAUCAUUAUGAAAGACAUUACGACGGAUGUUUUUUUUAAUCCAUUUUAACUCAUAAAACCCAAUUAAAAACAUUCAAAAACCGCCAACAAUACUCUAUUUACAUUUCGUGACUUGAAUAUUUAGCAAGUAUUGGUGAUAUUGUUUAUAAGCGCUAACACACAACAAGCCGUGAUCACAAUCUAUGUGAACAAUAUCGACUGAUCAGCUGUAUCCUAGCUUUCCUGCUUGUGGAAGUUUAUUGUAGAUCAUAAAUAAUGCCUCUUACCUGGAGAUUAGAAGGAUGAGGAUGUAAUCCAACAAGUUGGUACACUUUGACAGCCUAUUUAGACCUGAAAUGGCGAAAAACGACACGUAAAGAUGCUUGGUUCCAUCUAAACGGGAAUAUAACAAGAUUCCAACAGUCGGCAUGCUAAUGACAGCAGACAUUGUACAGUAAGUGAUGUUUUAUUAUACCUGUUGGCUCUCAUGAAGUCUGAGGAUGUAAUCCAACAAGUUGGUACACUUUGACAGCCUAUUUAGACCUGAAAUGGCGAAAAACAACACGUAAAGAUGCUUGGUUCCAUCUAAACGGGAAUAUAACAAGAUUCCAACAGUCGGCAUGCUAAUGACAACAGACAUUGUACAGUAAGUGAUGUUUUAUUAUGCCUGUUGGCUCUCAUGAAGUCUGCAGUGACUUUUGAUCAGUGAUUUAGUUGAAAAAAGAAAGAAAGUUGGGAUGCGUUUUUGAAAUGCUCUGCAAAUUCCAAAAAUUAUCAAAAUAUGUAAAUAUUAAAUGUUAUUAUGAAUGUGCCCGUUACGACAUUACAAAUAUACUUACAUAAAUAAUGUAUAUAAGACCUUAAUAGAGGUGUUUGGAUGUUUUUAGGCAGAUUAAAGCGUCUCCCUUAUGCUCCAUUGUAAGCGGACUUUUGUUCGCAUUUAUUUAGUAUUAAAAAUGCAUUAAAAAAAACUAAACAUGUGUACAUGUCUUACAUAAGGAUUGUGAAUGAUAGGCCAAAUUCCCCAAAAAGUGCCAGAUGGACAGAUUGUUUUUGUUUUGUAGGGAUGCAUAAUUUGUAUUCCUGCUGUCGAAGCACUUCAGAGGAGGGAAGCUACACCAUGCUCAGAUACCAGUUUCACGCACUAAUACCACAAAAUGUGGAUUCUUAUGGUCAUGGUUUGAUUGUCAAAGAUGUUUGGUAAUGUAAUCUGUGAUAUUUCUACCUGAAAAAAUGCUUCUGAUAUUCUCUUACAUGUUGAACAAGUUAAUGGAAUUCAUACCUCUAUCAACCAGAAUAGGUUAUAAAGCAAUAUGCACUUUAUUUCAAUCUGCUAGAAAACAUUUAUUUAGGUAAAAAUAUCACAGAUUACAAUGCAAAACAUCUUUGACAAAGCAUGAUCGUAAUGUUUAUUUUGUUAUGGUUGUUAGACCGGAUUUGGGACGGUAUAGCUCGGUUGGUAGAGCGGCCGUGCCAGCAACUUGAGGGUUGCAGGUUCGAUCCCCGCUUCCGCCAUCCUAGUCACUGCCGUUGUGUCCUUGGGCAAGACACUUUACCCACCUGCUCCCAGUGCCACCCACACUGGUUUAAAUGUAACUUAGAUAUUGGGUUUCACAAUGUAAAGCGCUUUGAGUCACUUGAGAAAAAGCGCUAUAUAAAUGUAAUUCACUUCACUUCAUUUAACACGAAGCCCUAUUAUUGUGAACCCGGAAGUGUGUGAUUGGGAUGAGAAGAGGUGUUUUGACGACGUGAAAGUCUCAGAUAAAAAAUGUAUCUAAACUUCCUGCUUACCGUCUUUCUUUUCUGAUUAGCUUUUAUUCCAUCUUACUACAGCAGUUAGUGUAACAAUCUACAUGUUAUGUUAUCAAUGCACUCAACCGUAAUCCAAACAAGGAAGUAAAGCUUGUUCUCUCUGCAAAUUAAAAUAGUUUUGCCUUGUCAGGAGAACGACUUGCCAUGGCUUUUGGACACAGGAUUUCCAUAAUGUCCCCUUUUCCUUGUGCAUUUCUGCUUGCUAUUUACGAGCUUGUGGCUCAACAAUAACUGAACGCCAUUACAUUCCCCACGCUACAGAAUGGACCAUGGGUCAAAAACGAGUCAGGACGCAUGUGCAUUAAUAGUGCUUUAUUAUCGUGUUAACUUCGACAGCGCUAAUUUAUUGUGGUUUUUUUCACUGUUAAUGUUAUGGUUGAAAAAUGUAUCUCUAAAAAUAAGGAGGAGGAAUUGGGCUGUAGCUUGAGUUCCCAUAAUGCUGCUCUUCUAUAAACAGCAAAUUGGAGAAUGGGAGAAUGUCUCCCUGAAUGUUCUGAACUCCUGUUUCUAUGUCAGUGUUGUAUUGAGCAAAAUGAGGAGGAGUUGUGCCAUAGCAACGUCUUUGUGGAUGCAGCUCAACUUCCACAAGCUGAUGCCAUGCUGUCCGACAGCGAGCAAGUUGAAACUGAAGCAAUAACGCCUCUGCUGGUUGCAAUCAAGUACUGCACUUCUUUUGCACUCCAAUUCAUGAAGACGCGAUUAAUCAACGACACACAAAUGACAGAAUUAGGUCACUCAAGUUCACUGUUAUUUGUUAUAGGAUGGGAUCAUUCCUAUCUGAAUGUUCUGAACUCCUGUUUUCAUGUCAGUGUUGUAUAGAGCAGAAUGAGGAGGAGAGGUUGUGGUAGUUAAAAAUCACAUUGUCCUUUCUUAGACAGCAAACUAGCUGAGACUGAAUCAACAGCGCCGCUGCUGGUAUCAGCCAAGUACUGGGCUUCAUUUUGCCUCAAUUGUUUUAGAAAGACCCGAAUAAUCAGUUACAUCCCAAAAAAAAAGCAAAUUCUUAGCAAUCGUUAUCAUGAAUCAAUUUAAAAUGCCCAUCGUAAGUGGUGAUCAUUACAAUGUCAGUCAUGUUUCUUUAAAAAAAUGGGGGUAGUGAUAUUCUAAAACAUUUGAUUAGUAUUUUGUAAACAUAUUGACUUGCAUAUACUUGACAAGGACAGAAUAAGCCAAAUAAACA
This is a messenger RNA of Entelurus aequoreus (snake pipefish), 4909 nucleotides long. RefSeq names its product G protein-coupled receptor 45 (gene gpr45). Gene Ontology annotation, biological process: G protein-coupled receptor signaling pathway. Gene Ontology annotation, cellular component: membrane. Lineage: Eukaryota; Metazoa; Chordata; Actinopteri; Syngnathiformes; Syngnathidae. The record is from RefSeq and is a predicted model, not a curated record. Gene Ontology annotation, molecular function: G protein-coupled receptor activity. Bases 266 to 1426 code for a protein of 386 amino acids. The transcript has 2 exons.